AUGCACUGCGAGGUGGCGGAGGCGCGCUCAGACAAGAGGCCGAAGGAGGCCCUCGGCGCUCCGGGUCCAGGCCGCGGGCCCACUGGCCUUGGCGGUACGCACAUGGCCUUCAGGGUCACCGUGAGCGGCGGUGGCUGCGUGGAUGGGGGCCCGCGUGACCUAUUGCCCCGGCCGCCUGUGCCGCCGCCGUGCGCCCACGACCUCCUCCGGCCACGGAGCCCCCGAGACUUUGGGCCGUCCAAGACCGCUGCCGCCGGGAAGGUGAACGGGAGCUGCGGCCACUGCACCCCAGGCUCGGAGAAGAGCCUGCUGGACCUGGACCUUGUGGAGGGCCCCGGCCCCACCUGCCGCCAGGGCCUUUUUCUCCCUGCAGGCACCCCACCACCCCGGGGCCAGCCCCCAGCCUGCGAGAGGCUCCUGCAUUUCCCCCACCCCAGCAGGUCGCCCAGACCUCAGGCCACGUAUGUGAAUGGUGGCCUUCCACAGCACAUCAAGCAGGAGUCCCUGCCCGACUACCAGGCCAUGACAGAAGCUCGCGCACCACUGUCCGCUCACUGCCGGGCCCCGCCAGCCACUGGCCUGCACACAGACCUGGACCUGCCGGGCCGGGGCCUCGCUAACCCUGCGCCUUCCUGCUACCUUCUGGGCAGCGAACCCAGCUCCGGCCUGGGCCCCCCACCUGAGGCCCACCUCCCUGAGGGCAGCAUAAAGCGGUGCUGCCUCCUGGGCCUGCCCCCCACCUCCCCGGCCUCUUCCUCACCCUGCGCCUCGUCCGAGGUCACCUCCAUCAUCCGCUCUUCCCAGACAUCUCUGGUCACCUGCGUCAACGGACUCCGGAGCCCCCCGCUGCCGGGAGACCUGGGGGGGCCUCCCAAGCGGGCCCGACCUGGCCCGGUGACGGUGGAGAGCCACGAGGGCAGUGUGCAGCUUGAAGCCUGCCGGAAGGCGGCCUUCCUGAAGCAGGAGCCUGCGGACGAGUUCUCGGAUCUCUUUGGGCCGCUUCCCCAGCAGGGCCUGCCGCCCCCGUACCCUGCGUCUCAGUUACCGCCAGGCUCAGGCCUCGGAGGGCUGGGGCUGGUGGGCAGGGGGAUGGCCGGCCAGCAGGCGUGCCGGUGGGUGGACUGCUGUGCGGCCUACGAGCAGCAGGAGGAGCUGGUGCGGCACAUCGAGAAGAGCCACAUUGACCAGCGCAAGGGCGAGGACUUCACCUGCUUCUGGGCGGGCUGUGUGCGCCGCUACAAGCCCUUCAACGCCCGCUACAAGCUGCUCAUCCACAUGAGGGUGCACUCGGGGGAGAAGCCCAACAAGUGCAUGUUUGAAGGCUGCAGCAAGGCCUUCUCACGGCUGGAGAACCUCAAGAUCCACCUGCGGAGCCACACGGGUGAGAAGCCGUACCUGUGCCAGCACCCUGGCUGCCAGAAGGCCUUCAGUAACUCCAGCGAUCGUGCUAAGCACCAGCGCACCCACCUGGACACGAAGCCCUACGCCUGCCAGAUCCCCGGCUGCUCCAAGCGCUACACGGACCCCAGCUCCCUCCGCAAGCACGUGAAGGCCCAUUCAGCCAAAGAGCAGCAAGUGCGUAAGAAGCUGCACGCGGGCCCUGACACCGAGGCUGACGUCCUGACCGAGUGUUUGGCCCUGCAGCAGCUCCAUGGGUCCACACAGCUGGCUGCCAGCGACAGGAAGGGGGGCCGCCCCCUGGGCCAGGAGCUGCUCCCAGGCAUGUAUCCUGGCUCUGUCACCCCCCAUAACGGGCUCGCAUCGGGCAUCCUGCCCCCCAUGCACGAGGUCCCUUCCAGGCACCACCCACUGGAUGCCAGCACCAGUUCCCACCACCAUCUGUCCCCUCUCCCCACGGCUGAGAGCACCAGGGACGGGUUGGGACCCGGCCUCCUCUCCCCUAUGGUCAGCCCACUGAAGGGACUUGGGCCACCACCGCUGCCACCAUCCUCUCAGAGCCAUUCUCCAGGGGUCCAGCCCUUCCCCACACUCUCCAGCAAGCCACCCUACCCACCUUUCCAGAGCCCUCCACCCCCACCUCUGCCCAGUCCACAAGGGUACCAGGGCACCUUCCACUCCAUCCAGAAUUGCUUCCCCUACGGCGACUGCUACCGGACAGCUGAGCUAGCAGCCAGCGGGGACGGUCUGGCCGGGGAAGCCCACGGUUUCAACCCCCUGCGGCCCAAUAGCUACCACGGCCUCAACGCACCUUUAUCUGCCACCGGCUACGAGGCCCUGCCACCACAGUCAUCCGAAGACAUGGCAUCCAGCGGCCCCGAGGACUGCAGCUUCUUCCCCAACGGGGCCUUUGACCACUGCCUGAGUCACAUCCCGUCCAUCUACACGGACACCUGAAGGAAGGCCCUGCCUGCCCUUGCCCCCCUCUAUGGCAGACACUGCUUUGCCCACUGGCCGUCUGUCCCCACCCUCUGGGCACCCAGCCUGAGCCAGCAGGCCGCAG
Molecule: messenger RNA, 2461 nt
Organism: Enhydra lutris kenyoni (northern sea otter)
Lineage: Eukaryota; Metazoa; Chordata; Mammalia; Carnivora; Mustelidae
Product: GLIS family zinc finger 1
Exons: 10
Coding region: 1-2355 (784 amino acids)
Biological process (GO): regulation of transcription by RNA polymerase II
Cellular component (GO): nucleus
Molecular function (GO): RNA polymerase II cis-regulatory region sequence-specific DNA binding; DNA-binding transcription factor activity, RNA polymerase II-specific
Source: RefSeq, a predicted model, not a curated record